This is a messenger RNA of Oncorhynchus kisutch (coho salmon), 1900 nucleotides long. Its product is annotated as netrin-G1-like. The record is from RefSeq and is a predicted model, not a curated record. The transcript is spliced from 7 exons. Gene Ontology annotation, biological process: axonogenesis; tissue development; animal organ morphogenesis. The coding region runs from base 456 to 1877 and encodes 473 amino acids. NCBI's taxonomy places the organism in Eukaryota, Metazoa, Chordata, Actinopteri, Salmoniformes, Salmonidae.
GGGUGGUUUUAAGAGGUUAUCAAGAAAGAUCCCGAGACCUGAGGAACGCCUGCAUGGUCGACUGACUCAAUAUAUGAACCGCGUGGACGUCUCGGCUGCAUAAAAUAAACAGAUGAUUAAGGAUAAGCGUGGAGGUUUCCCGUGUCUCCGGGUUAUUCGUGUCUCCGGAGACUCGUCUGAGCAGGAAUAGAGAGACUUGGAGAGAAGCCGUUUGUGCUCCCGGGAUUUCCCUGAAAACCUCGCUCUCAGUGAAAGAGAGGGAUCUCCAAAAAGAGGUUGCGUAAGGGCACUUACUGACUGCCACAACGAUGAUUUAAAAACACACCAACCUAACAACAUCACACACACACCCAUUGGCUCCCCUAGGAGGAAGAUACAACACAUUGGCUCCGCCCCUUCACACUGUCUUUGGACAAAAAAAAAAAACAGCCGCUUAGUCACGAUAGGACGAGGAGAUGCGUUGUCCGAUGAUGUUGACCCUGCAGGCGGUGUGUGUGUGUGUGAGUGUGUGUGUGGCCAUGCAGCAAUACCCAGCUGCCUGGGGCCACUAUGACGUGUGUAAGAGUCAGAUCUACACAGAAGAAGGGUUAACGUGGGACUACAUGGCCUGUCAACCAGAAGCUACAGUCCUGACCAAGUACCUGACCGUCAGCCUGGAUCCGCCCAAUAUCACCUGUGGAGACCCACCUGAGACAUACUGCGCACUGGAGAACCCUUACAUGUGCAACAACGAGUGUGACGCCUCCACAGAUGAACUAGCCCACCCUUCGGAGCUCAUGUUCGAUUUCGAGGGCCGCAACCCAACAACCUUCUGGCAGUCCAGUUCCUGGAAGAAGUACCCCAAACCCCUGGAGGUCAACAUCACGCUGUCCUGGAACAAAACUAUCGAGCUGACGGACGACAUCGUCCUCACCUUUGAGUCCGGCCGCCCUGAGCAGAUGCUUCUGGAGAAAUCGCUAGACUACGGUAAAACCUGGACUCCUUACCAGUUUUACGCUACCGACUGCCUCGACGCAUUUACCAUGGACCCCAAGACGGUCAACGAGCUGACCCAGCGAACCCUCCUCGACAUUAUCUGUACUGAGGACUACUCCCGUGGCUACGUGUGGAAGUACGAUAAAACAGUCCGCUUCGAGAUCAAGGACCGGUUUGCGCUGUUCGCCGGGCUGCAGCUGUACAACAUGGCGUCGCUCUACGGUCAACUGGACACCACCAGGAACCUCCGGGACUUCUUCACUGUGACGGACCUGAGGAUACGGCUGCUGAAACCGGCCACCGGGUCCACCAUGGUGGAUGAAAACAACUUGUCCCGAUACUUCUACGCCAUCUCUGACAUCAAGGUGCAGGGAAGGUGUAAGUGUAACCUGCACUCCAACAGCUGUGUGUUUGACAAGGACAAGGGGAAGCUGGGGUGUGAGUGUGAACACAACACAACAGGACCAGACUGCGGCCGCUGUAAGAGACACUACCACGGACGACCCUGGAGCGUCGGGUCCUACCUGCCCAUCCCCAAAGGAACUGCUAACAUCUGUAUCCAUAGCAGUCAUGGACCAGUGCAUCGAGCUAAUGCUUCAUCUCUGGGUGUUGCAAACCGUAAUCAAGCUCAUGUGUGUGACAACUCCAUGCUUCUCUGUCAGAACGGGGGAACGUGUCACCUCCACCACCAGCGGUGCCACUGUGCUACAGGCUUCACUGGCAUCCUUUGUGAGAGAGAACGAUGCCAGGGUCCUGGGCCCUGUGAGGAGUACCCCACGUCUGGGCAACCAUCCCUCCAUCACCCCCCCCUCUUCCACUACCUCUACCCUCUACUGCUGGGCCCCCCAGGUUUGCUCCUCCUCACCCUGCUACUCCCCCUGGUGAUGAUAGGGUUCUGUUGACAAUCGCUGUAUUCAUUACAAUU